This is a messenger RNA of Sorex fumeus (smoky shrew), 1422 nucleotides long. Its product is annotated as tripartite motif-containing protein 75-like. Gene Ontology annotation, molecular function: protein binding; zinc ion binding. The record is from RefSeq and is a predicted model, not a curated record. NCBI's taxonomy places the organism in Eukaryota, Metazoa, Chordata, Mammalia, Eulipotyphla, Soricidae. The transcript has a single exon. Bases 1 to 1422 code for a protein of 473 amino acids.
AUGGAGGAGGUGUCAGCAGCCCUGGCCAAAAUGCAUCCAGAACUCGUCUGUCUCGUCUGCCUGGACUACCUCAAUGACCCUGUCACCAUCGACUGCGGCCACAACUUCUGUGACUCCUGUAUCCGCAUGUCAUGGAAGGACCUGCAGAACACAUUCCCCUGUCCUGUGUGCCGGCAGGCCCGCCAGGAGAUGCUUGUCAGUGCCAACGCCCAGCUGGGCAGGCUGGUGGACCUGGCCAAGCUCCUGCACAGAUCUGAGAGCAACGAGAUGGCGCGGGCAGAGGAGCGCUGGUGUGAGGAGCACAGACAGGGAGUGAGUCUCUUCUGCGAGGAUGACCAGGAGCUGGUAUGUCCUCUGUGUGCCCAGGGCUCUGCCCACCAGGGCCACCACGUCAGGUCGGUGGCCGAGGCAGCGGCUCAUCACAGACAGAGGCUUGGUGACUAUAUCGAGUCCCUGAAGAAGCAGCUGGUAGAGGUGCAGAAGCAAGAAGUCGCCCAAGAUAGAAACCUCCUGCAGCUGAGAGCAGACGUGGAAAAGCACAGGAGUCAGCUGGCCUCGGAAUUUGAGCAGCUCACCCAGUUUGUGGAGCGUGAGCAGGAGGCGGCGCUCUACAGGCUGGCAGAAGAGGACAAACACCUGCAGCAGCAGCUCAGGGUCAACCUGGAGGCCUACUCGGACAACAUCUCGGAGCUGAAGGACCUCAGACGGGUGGUGGCGGAGCGAAGCGUGAUGUCGGAGGAGAUGGUGCUGAGGGGGGUGAGGGACCUACAGCAGCGCUGGGCGGGACUGCAUCCCCCGGCCGUGCAGCUCCUGCGCUUCAGGCCAGUGACCUACAGCCUCCCUCCUCUGUGCUCAGCACUCAGCGGCAUCAUCCAGAGAUUCCGAGAGAGGAUCAGCCUGGACCCCGACACGGCCCACCCCAGCCUGCACGUGUCCCAGGACCUCCAGUCGGUGACCUGCGUGAGGAAGAGGUCCAAAGGGGAUGGGGACCCCGUGCCCUGGGAUGACUACACCCCGCUGGUUGUCCUGGGCCGGGAGGGCUUCACCUCUGGCCGCCACUACUGGGAGGUGCAGGUGGGCGCCAAGCCCGAGUGGGCUGUGGGCGUGUGCAGCGUCGCCCCUUUGGCCCAGACCUCACGGCCCCUGGUGGCUCCCAAAAGAUGCUGGACGCUGCAGCUGCAGGACGGCGACUACCUGGCCGUGGGCUCGGGGACCGUGCCUCUGGCUUUCAGGGACCAGCCUGCUACCAUCGGCCUUUACCUGGACUGGGAGCUGGGCCAGCUUUCCUUCUACAAUGCGGCCAACAGGUCUCACCUGUACUCGUUCACAGAGCCCUUUGCUCAAGAGCUCAAGCCAUACUUUCGCGUGGGGCCUGACUGCACCCCUCUCUCCGUGAGGGCGGGGAGGGCUGGGGAAGGGUGA